Molecule: messenger RNA, 4936 nt
Organism: Abrus precatorius (Indian licorice)
Lineage: Eukaryota; Viridiplantae; Streptophyta; Magnoliopsida; Fabales; Fabaceae
Product: elongation factor 2-like
Exons: 3
Coding region: 969-3500 (843 amino acids)
Biological process (GO): translational elongation
Cellular component (GO): ribonucleoprotein complex; cytosol
Molecular function (GO): translation elongation factor activity; ribosome binding; GTPase activity
Source: RefSeq, a predicted model, not a curated record
ACACACCACUUUAUAUACGCUCUUUAGAGAAGGCAGCACCACUCCCUUCGCCGCCUCUCUCUCCCUCGCUCUUUCAGGUUCGUUUUCCUUAGAAAUUUUCCUCUGCACCUGAUUUCUCACUUCUGUUUCCUUCGUAUCUAUGUUUAUAAACAGAUCGGUAUAUAUAUUUUUUCUUUCUUUUAUGUUUUUCGUUGGAUUUCUUUCAGAUCUAUGCUUUACUGGAAUAUUCCGAUUCGGUUUCGUAACUUUACUGCGUGUUUUGGAAUUUAGUUACGUUUUGAUUUAAUAUUUUUGCGGUGAAUUGGUGUACUCUGUUGAUUUGUUCAUUAUCAGUGUCUAUUCGAUGUGAUUUUGUGUGAUUUUCGCGUUUGAUUGAUUUUAUGGAAAAAUCGAUUGUUUUGUUUUUACUUAAAAAAGUUUUUUAGUAAGAAUUUGAUUUGACAUGUUUGAACACAAAAUCCAAAAAUCUACUUAUAGAUCUAUUUUUUCUCUCUCUUUGUCUGGUUAUUCUUGUAUUGUGUUUCUAACAAAUAGAUCUUGGUUGAGCCUUGGACUCGUUAUUGUUUUGUGUUAAGUUUUUGCAGGUCGUUUGUGUGUUUCAAUGAUGAUAAUUUUAUUUUUACUUUUUAAACAUUCACAAUCUAGGAUGAGCAACUUGCACCUGUCCUUUUAAUAUUUGAAGUAACCUUUUUAUAAACAAGUGAUCCUUUUUGUCCCAGCUUGUAUACCCUCGCUUUAGAGAAGUUUAAUUCACAAAAUGAAUUACCUGUUACGAACAUGAUUUUGUGAUAAUAUUAUUUAUUUUUGCUGAUUUUAUUCUGUAAUUUAUUUUUGUCAGUUAUAUCAUUCAAUUUACUGUCCUUUUCCUUCUGAGAGUGAUAUCUUAUUAUUAUUUUCGCUAAUUUCGGUGAUUUUAAUGUUUCAGCUAUAACUAACUCGUUUUUUGUGGAAAUUAAAGACCAGUCAAAAUGGUGAAGUUCACAGCUGAAGAGCUACGUCGUAUUAUGGACUAUAAGCACAAUAUCCGUAAUAUGUCUGUCAUUGCUCAUGUUGAUCAUGGGAAAUCAACCCUCACAGAUUCUCUCGUAGCUGCUGCUGGCAUUAUUGCACAAGAAGUUGCAGGUGAUGUCCGAAUGACUGAUACUCGUGCGGAUGAAGCUGAGCGUGGUAUAACAAUAAAGUCUACGGGUAUCUCACUUUACUAUGAAAUGCCUGAUGAAUCUCUCAAGAGUUUUAAGGGAGACCGCCAAGGGAAUGAGUAUCUCAUCAAUCUUAUUGACUCCCCUGGGCAUGUUGAUUUCUCAUCGGAGGUUACUGCUGCACUUCGAAUUACUGAUGGAGCUCUAGUGGUGGUGGAUUGUGUUGAAGGUGUCUGUGUCCAAACUGAAACUGUGCUACGACAAGCCCUGGGAGAAAGGAUUAGGCCUGUUCUGACUGUUAACAAGAUGGACAGAUGCUUCCUUGAGCUCCAGGUGGAUGGAGAGGAAGCUUAUCAGACAUUUCAAAGGGUUAUUGAGAAUGCUAAUGUGAUCAUGGCUACAUAUGAAGAUCCACUACUUGGUGAUGUUCAGGUCUAUCCAGAGAAAGGAACAGUUGCUUUUUCUGCAGGUUUGCAUGGCUGGGCGUUUACCUUGACUAACUUUGCCAAGAUGUAUGCAUCCAAGUUUGGAGUUGAUGAGUCAAAGAUGAUGGAAAGGCUCUGGGGUGAAAACUUUUUUGAUCCAGCCACCAAGAAAUGGACUAACAAGAAUACUGGUUCUGCUACCUGCAAGCGUGGGUUUGUUCAGUUCUGUUAUGAACCUAUCAAGCAGAUCAUUAACACUUGUAUGAAUGACCAGAAGGAUAAGCUAUGGCCUAUGCUUCAAAAGCUUGGAGUCACCAUGAAAUCUGAGGAGAAGGACCUCAUGGGGAAAGCAUUGAUGAAGCGUGUCAUGCAAACCUGGCUCCCAGCAAGUAGUGCUCUCUUGGAAAUGAUGAUAUUUCAUCUUCCGUCUCCGGCAAAGGCCCAGAAGUAUCGUGUAGAGAAUUUGUAUGAGGGUCCCAUGGAUGAUCAGUAUGCUUCUGCUAUCAGAAAUUGUGAUCCUGAAGGACCUCUGAUGCUCUACGUCUCCAAGAUGAUUCCUGCAUCUGACAAGGGUAGGUUUUUUGCUUUUGGCCGUGUGUUCUCUGGCAGGGUUUCAACUGGUUUAAAGGUCAGGAUUAUGGGACCAAAUUAUGUCCCUGGGGAGAAAAAGGACUUGUAUGUUAAAAGUGUUCAGCGAACUGUGAUUUGGAUGGGAAAGAGACAGGAAACUGUAGAGGAUGUCCCUUGUGGUAACACAGUUGCUAUGGUUGGUUUAGAUCAAUUUAUCACUAAGAAUGCUACAUUGACUAAUGAGAAGGAAGUUGAUGCCCACCCUAUUCGAGCUAUGAAGUUUUCUGUCUCACCUGUUGUCCGUGUUGCUGUUCAGUGUAAGGUGGCAUCAGAUCUUCCUAAGCUUGUUGAAGGUCUUAAACGUUUGGCCAAGUCAGAUCCUAUGGUUGUUUGUACUAUUGAGGAGUCUGGUGAGCACAUUGUUGCUGGUGCAGGAGAGCUUCAUCUAGAGAUCUGUUUGAAAGACUUGCAGGAAGAUUUCAUGGGUGGAGCUGAGAUUAUUAAAUCUGACCCUGUUGUGUCAUUCAGGGAGACUGUCCUUGAGAGAUCUUGCCGCACUGUGAUGAGUAAGUCACCCAACAAGCACAAUCGUCUAUACAUGGAAGCAAGACCAAUGGAGGAUGGGCUUGCAGAGGCCAUUGAUGAGGGCAAGAUUGGACCAAGGGAUGACCCCAAAGUUCGUUCUAAAAUCUUGUCAGAAGAAUUUGGUUGGGAUAAGGACCUUGCCAAGAAAAUCUGGUGCUUUGGACCUGAGACCAUUGGACCCAACAUGGUGGUUGAUAUGUGUAAGGGAGUCCAGUAUUUAAAUGAAAUCAAGGAUUCCGUAGUUGCUGGUUUCCAGUGGGCAUCAAAAGAAGGUGCAUUGGCUGAAGAAAACAUGAGAGCCAUAUGUUUUGAAGUAUGUGAUGUUGUCCUGCAUGCUGAUGCUAUCCACAGAGGAGGUGGUCAGAUCAUUCCUACUGCUAGGAGAGUCUUCUAUGCUUCCCAGUUGACUGCCAAGCCAAGGCUUCUCGAGCCUGUUUACCUGGUCGAAAUCCAGGCUCCUGAACAAGCUCUUGGUGGUAUCUACAGUGUUCUUAACCAGAAACGUGGACAUGUCUUUGAGGAAAUGCAGAGGCCGGGUACCCCGCUUUACAACAUCAAAGCUUACCUUCCUGUCAUUGAAUCUUUUGGGUUCUCAAGCACAUUGAGGGCUGCAACAUCAGGGCAGGCUUUUCCACAGUGUGUGUUCGAUCACUGGGAUAUGAUGUCCUCAGAUCCAUUGGAGGCUGGUUCACAAGCUGCACAGCUUGUUUCUGACAUUCGCAAGAGGAAGGGCUUGAAGGAGCAGAUGACUCCACUCUCCGAGUAUGAAGACAAGCUUUAAAUUAUUUAAACUACCUACUAUGAACUUAGCUGAGUUCCUCCUGAUGAAAACUUUGUUACCUUAGUUUUAAAGUUCAGUAUCUUGAGUUUUGUUUCUGGUUUUGUCAGUGGAUUGUUGUACUUGGUAUUAUUUGUCUUUGCAUCGAUGUAUUUUUGCUCCGUAGGAUUUUGCAUCGAUGAUUUGGUCCAAACUAUUUAUGCGAAUUUUGCUUAAAAGACGCUCUUCGAAUAAUGGCGUGUUGCGUUUGAUAAUGCGCAAAUGAUCCAAUGGAAUUGUGUUUAAUAAAUUGAAUAUAACAGGGGAACAGGGAAUAAGACCUUUGAUGUUAUGGUUAAAAUUGAUCAAAGGUGGAGGGGGAUGAAAUUGGUUACCUGAAUAGUUUACUUAGGUUGGGAACUUUAUUUCCGUCGCUUAAUGGGAAGACUGAUCUAAAGUUAGAAAUAUGGCCUCCCAAGCUUUCAUUUUCGUUAUUGCUCCCGAAUUAUAAGAAACAAGUGCAGGUGAGACAAUUAGACUACUGCGAAGCUAAUGAUGUGAACCUGAUUCAUUUUCAUCGCAUUCAGUUUCAAAGACAUGGCUUUACAAGAAGGUAGUGGUUGAAGGGAAAUUGUAUACUGUUCACGCAAACACUUUUUAACAUUUUUUUUGGAAUUAGUUAUUUUUAAAAUAUUAAACAAAUUUUUAAAUGAUAAAUCUGAGGUAAAAAUAUUGCGUCUUUAUUAAAAAAUGACCAAUUAUAAAAAUGUAUGUUGCAGAAUGGAUUUAUAAGACAGCGUUAUCAGCUUUUUCUCUUAUUAUUGCCAUGAAAUAUCUAGUAAUAUAUUGGCCGUAAGUCCGUAACUGACAAAAUAGGCAGUCUUGAUUGACGCUAAUUCUGUUCUUUCCAUACGUCCUAUUAUUUCUUAUGACUCAGAAUUAUUGUUUGCUAAUGCUUUUUAUUUUCACUGUUUUUUCUUUAUGCUUGCUUCACAUUGUUUGUAGAUCCAUCUUCUAGAAUGUUCCCUUCUACAUGGCAUGAUUUUGAAAAAGCCAACCCAUAUUGCAAGUUCCAUAUUCGGGGUGUGUCAGGCAUAGAAGUAAGUUGUAGUUCAAAACCAGCUCAGUAGAGUAGAUAACAGCAUAUAAAUAAACUGAAAUUACUAAAUGCGAAGUUGCGUGGCAGUUGGAACAAAAGCUAUAUGCCCAGUAGAGGAAACUCCAAUCAAAGUAGAAUGAACAUACUGAUAUACUGCACGACUAAACCUCAAGACCCCAAAAAACAUCAUUGGCUUCCCAAACAAAAAAUUAAAGAAAAAAGUGAACUUAUGAGCAUCAACAGGGUCUCAGAAAUAUCCAACAGUUGAGCACAAAACUCGUAAACCAUAUCGUUCUCAUAAAAUGAGAACAAAUAUUACAACCGGAGAAGAAGCCAACCAUCUGAAUUUUUGUAUGAUCCU